Hyla sarda is the source of this 6336-nucleotide messenger RNA. RefSeq names its product FERM and PDZ domain containing 4 (gene FRMPD4). The coding region runs from base 748 to 5880 and encodes 1710 amino acids. The record is from RefSeq and is a predicted model, not a curated record. NCBI's taxonomy places the organism in Eukaryota, Metazoa, Chordata, Amphibia, Anura, Hylidae. Gene Ontology annotation, cellular component: cytoskeleton. The transcript is spliced from 17 exons. Gene Ontology annotation, molecular function: protein binding.
UGCAUUUCCCUUCCUCAUUCAAAGUGAAUGUUAGCAAAAGGGAAGAAAAUAGCAAAGGCAGAGGAGCUUUAGUAUUUUCAAGCUCUGCAAAAAACAUCAAGUCCUUUGGCUGGUUUUCCCAUUGGUUACAUUGAAUGUAGUCUAAAUAGAGAGAGUUUUUCUCUUUCUAGAAUUAUGGACUGCAGUACUGCGUGAGCUACCUGAUGGAGGACACCAGCACCGGAUACCACCCAGAGAUGGAGCUUAUAUCACUGGAUUUAGUGUCUUCACCUGUUGUCUGUGGCUUGGCUUACAUGUAGGUACUGAAGAUGGGAAGACAGUUUUUGCAGCAAACUGAUAUUUUCCCUCUUCCGCUUUGACACAAUCUAUUGCUCAGUGGCGUCUCUUAAUUUGGGCUAUUGUAUUUCAUAAACAAGUCUGAAAACAGAUGCUGUGACUUUGUCACAGUCCGCGAACCGUUUUAUUUAGUAUGAAUGGGAAGAAGCAGCAGCAGCAGUAUCAGAGAUGGGAACCAGAGGAGAUUCUUGAAUGUGAACUUGACAUGUUUAUCAACAAUGUAUUCAAAGGGAGCUGCAGAGUUCAGACACCGCUACCCCUCUCUCUGUGAGCUGCAGGCAUCACUUUACCAUUAUACUCUUGGGGGACACUCUACAAAAAGCAAAGGGAAGUCACAGAACAAAGUCUUCAGGGUGGCCUCCACCUACUGGGACCUGGAAUUUGCCUCAGGGACCACCUUAUGGAUGGGAGAUGGCGACAAACAGAGACGGGAGAGACUUCUUCAUCAGUCACUUGACACAAGCAGCGACCUUUGAAGACCCCCGAAUUGAAAGCUGCCAAAUCAACCCUCCCACACCUAGAAAUGUGGAAAUGAGGAGAGAUCCGGUUCUUGGUUUUGGGUUUGUUGCAGGGAGUGAAAAACCAGUUGUUGUCCGUUCUGUUACACCAGGUGGACCCUCUGAAGGAAAACUAGUCCCAGGAGACCAGAUCAUUAUGAUAAAUGAGGAGCCAGUCAGCAGUGCCCCAAGGGAGCGAGUGAUCGACCUUGUCAGAAGCUGCAAGGAAUCAAUACUUCUUACUGUUGUGCAACCAUACCCAUCACCAAAAUCAGCAUUUAUUAGUGCAGCAAAGAAAGCAAGAUUGAAGUCCAAUCCAGUCAAGGUCCGAUUUUCGGAGGAAGUCAUCAUCAAUGGGCAGGUUUCUGAAACAGUCAAAGACAAUUCACUUCUGUUCAUGCCAAAUGUACUAAAAGUGUAUUUAGAAAAUGGGCAAACCAAAUCCUUUCGCUUUGACAGCGGUACUUCUAUAAAGGAUGUUAUAUUAACACUCCAAGAAAAGCUUUCAAUAAAGUGCAUUGAACACUUUUCCUUAAUGCUGGAGCAAAGAACCGAGGGAGCUGGAACCAAACUCCUUUUGUUACAUGAACAGGAGACACUAACUCAGGUGACUCAAAGACCCAGCUCGCAUAUGAUGAGAUGCCUGUUUAGAAUUAGCUUUGUUCCAAAGGAUCCAAUAGACUUACUUCGGAGAGAUCCUGUUGCCUUUGAAUAUUUAUAUGUACAGAGUUGCAAUGACGUUGUUCAAGAAAGAUUUGGGCCGGAGCUGAAAUAUGACAUUGCACUGAGACUGGCAGCAUUACAAAUGUACAUUGCAACAGUUACCACGAAACAAACACAAAAAAUCUCAUUGAAAUAUAUUGAAAAGGAAUGGGGACUUGAGACUUUUCUUCCAUCUGCUGUUCUACAAAGCAUGAAGGAAAAGAACAUAAAGAAGGCUCUUUCACACCUUGUCAAAGCCAAUCAAAACCUGGUCCCUCCAGGUAAAAAGCUGUCUGCUCUACAAGCCAAAGUGCACUAUCUGAAGUUUCUUAGUGACUUACGCUUAUAUGGUGGACGAGUAUUUAAAGCAAAAUUGGUUCAGGGAGAAAAACAUUCAGAUGUGACCUUGCUAGUUGGUCCGCGAUAUGGCAUCAGUCACGUAAUCAACACAAAAACAAACCUGGUUGCCCUACUUGCAGACUUUAGCCAUGUCAAUCGAAUUGAAAUGUAUACGGAGGAUGAUGUAACCAUUAGAGUGGAGCUUCAUGUUCUUGAUGUGAAGCCUAUCACACUGCUUAUGGAAUCAUCUGAUGCCAUGAAUCUUGCCUGCUUAACAGCAGGUUAUUACCGACUAUUAGUUGAUUCAAGACGGUCAAUUUUUAAUGUGGCAAAUAAAAACACAGCCAAUCGCGAAUCAGGAAGUGAACUCCGUAGUAAAAUGAACUAUCAUGAUUGUGAUUGGAAUUAUUUACCAAAAUCAACUAUCUUUGCUUACGAAGAAAAUCAGGAAGCUCAACAAAUAUACACAGAUUUGAAACAACGAAACAUAGAAGUUUCUGAAAGUCCCUUAUGCCAUAAAGACCAUCGGAGUUUGUAUAUAGAGACCACAUUUAAUUCAGGAGAACUUGAUCAGCAACUAACCAAACAAUGUGACCAUAUAGAUUUGGAAAAUAGCCUCAGUGUAAGCCAGACGGCAUUGCUAUCUCUGUCAGGACUAGAACACUCUAAUACAGCACAAGACUCUCCAAGGAGUGCAAAGGUGUCUUUCAUAUUCGGUGAUCAUAGCUUAGACACCAUGAACCCACAGACACUUGGCUACGAAAGAUUGUUAGAUGAAAGUCCUGAAAUCUUAGAUAAACAAAAUGUAAUUUAUUUAAAUAAUGCCAAUGACAUUAAAGACCUAGACUUGACAUCUGAUGCCGAAAGCAUCCAUUAUGCUGCUAAUGCUGUUUAUGCAAAUAUAUCGGAAAGUAAAAUGUUUAGCGCUGCAGAAGGAAUUGAAGAACCACUUUUACAUGAUAUAUGUUACUCUGAAACCACAGACGAUGUUGAAGAUGAAGAUGAGGCUAGUUGUGAAGAAGACAUAAUAGUACCAGAGGAUACCAGAACAGAUAUCCUAAGUAUGUCAGGAUCCAGUGAUGACAUCAUAGAUUUGACCUCACUUCCACCACCUGAAGGAGACGACAAUGAGGAUGACUUCUUGUUGCACUCCUUGAACAUGGCCAUUGCUGCUCCUCCCCCUGGAUUUAGAGACAGUUCUGAUGAAGAAGACAGUCAGAAUCAGUCUGCUUGCGCUGUCAGUAUGUCUAAUGAUGACAUCCCUGUGUCGCUUAUUGAUGCCGUACCAACAAGUGCAGAUGAAAAAUGUGAGACAAUCCUAGAAGAGACAGUGGUUUCAAAUCUUCAAGUGAUGCAAGAAUUGGCUGUAUCAGAAGACAGCCAAGCAGAUGACACCUCAGGUGUAACAAUAUUAAGGGCAUACAGUCCUGAAUCAUCUUCAGACUCUGGAAAUGAAACCAAUUCCUCAGAAAUGACAGAGAGUUCGGAACUAGCUUCAGCACAGAAGCAAACAGAAAAUCCAGCCCGUGCAAUCUUGCCCAACAAUGAAGCAUACCAAACUCUGAUGCCAGAUCAGACAGGGAUUUCUGUAGCUAAGAAUCCGUCUGGAUGUAUGUCUCUGAAGUCUACUUCUUCCUUAGCUAACCGGCAGGCUGUGGAACUCCAGUCAAAAGCUGUGCCUUCAAAACAAAUACUUCACUCUGAUAACAUCGAAAUGGAGCCAGAAACCAUGGAGACAAAAUCUGUUACCGAAUACUUCAACAAGAUGCAAAUGGGCUCUUUGGUGUAUGCUUGUAAAAGGAAAAAUAAACCAGACCCAGAAAUAAAAACACAUUUUGAUAUAAAUGUUACCGUCAAAAAGCAAGUAGGUAAACGCACAGAAAAUGAUGGUGAACUAAAAACAAAGUUUGAAACACUCCCUUCAAAAGACUGUCAGCUCCUGAGUCAUUUUAACUUGGAAAGAACUGCAUUUCGGAAAGACAAUCCACGAUGGUAUAAUACCACAGAGAAAGGAGCAAUAGAGAAAAUGCCAGCCGGUUCAGUGUAUGUGAAGACUUUGCCGAGGCUUUCUGCGGUAGGAAAAAUUGAUACUGAUACUAAGGAUGACCCAAAUAUUGAAAACUCCCUUUCAGAACAAGAGGAUAUAUUUAUUUCCAAUGCAGCUUUUAUUUCUUCUUCCAAAGAACUUGGUGACCCUGAAGGUGAUGGCACUUCUACCGAGCACAUUUCGAAGUUAGCUGACACUGAUCAGAACAUAAAUAGGAUUUGUGAGUACCACAUCGCCAAGAACAUGUCAUCAUUUCAGAGCGAAGGGCAUUUUUCUUUGCAAAGUUCCCAGUGUUCGUCUGUGGAUGCAGGUUGUAGUACUGGUAGCAGUUCAUGUGCAACUCCAGUAGAGUCUCCAUUGUGUACUUCUGAUGCUAAGCAUAUUCUCUCUGAUGCAUCAGUCAAGAGUGGGAGUUACAUGAACCCCGAUGAAAGACAAUCAAUGCUUCCAAAUCAUGGGACAACAUAUCCUGAACUGCAUCAACAAGGUGACACUGCUUGUCACAGGAUGAAUGUUCCAGCCGCACACACAGCAGCGAAUGCCGACCCAUUGUUUGGAACCUUGAGAGAGGGAGGUCAUCGGAUUUCUAAAAUUAAAGAAACUACAGCUUUGACAGAGCCUGCAAAAGGAAGAAGAGAUGGCAUGCCUACAGCUACAAAUAAGCACCUGAAAGGUGACCCUAUUGCAUCAUCCAGCAUUUGCUCAGAAUCAAAUGUGCCAACUCAGAACCAAGACUCUCUCCAUUUUCACCAAGGGAACCAGGCCUGUGCCGCAGAGAUAAGUUCACACCAGUAUGACAUCAUGGGAGGAAGUCUGAAAAUGCCACAUAAUAGAAAGGUACUAAGAAGGAGCAGCAGUGUCAUAACAAGAUCCUCAGGCACAGAAGUAACAGACAAGAAAAUUUCUUCAAUAAGCUUGUGCUUGGACGGGGUGGAGACAGGACAGUCCAGGUCUGAAAAGAGACUUGAGCUUCCAUUAGGGAAAAAAAUUUCCAAAAGUUGUUCCCAUAGUUCUGUGAAUACACUCAAUGAAAGCAAAGAUAAUAAAAGGUCAACCUCCACUGGCUCUAUGCAAAAGGUACAAAAACAGUCUAGGUCGCUGCCUUUGUUGAAGCUAGAUUCAAGCAACUGGAGAUGUCGGGGGCCCUUUAGUUACUGCUUCCAAAACAGGGGGAAGAAUGCUGAUGAUGAAGAAGAUGAGUUUGAAGAGGUAGACCAUGGUAAUAAUAAUGAAAAUAAGGAAUUGUCAUGUGUGUAUCUACCACAAUCACCAGUGGAAGGUCAAAAAGGAGAGCCUUCAUUCCUACCUAGUGGAAGUAAAGAUACAGAAUCUCCCAGGGCCAGUAUAGUAAUGGCCAAAAAGCAUACUGAGGAGGAACAGGUGUCUGGGCAAACUGAGAUGAGUGUCCAGAACAUGGACUUUGAUGAAAAGAUUACCAGAAUAAAUGCACUAAAAGAAAAAGUUUAUGCAAUACCUGAUGGGUUUCAUGCUGCUCAAAGAGAUGCGAAUGAGUUACUCUGCCUAAUACGAUCAAACCACACUGGAAAGGGGGAAGAUGCAAGCAUCGAUACCUAUGACCAGGAGCUGUCUCAGUAUAAACAACGACUUUCUGUUGAAUCCAGACAGCUAGGAAGUGCCUGCAGGAAGAUGGCCACCUCGGACAAGGGUCCAGAAGAAAUGCUGUCAGCUAUGACCUCAAGUUUUCAAAUUCUCUGUUGUUUAACAGAAGCUUGCAUGCGAUUAGUUAAAACGGUGAACUCUGAAUCCCAACAACAAGAAAUUAUAGCAAAAAUAGAUGAGGUGGUAUUAAACUACAUUUGUUUGUUGAAGGCUGCCGAGUCCACAUCUGCAAAGGUGUUCAGUGAUCCCAGUGUUAAACUUAUGGCUCGACACUCUAGUACUAUGGCUGCCGUUGUAAGCACACUAACACGUUCUCUUAAAACGCUUUUGAACAAAUAAGCUAAGAUAGUCACUUCAUAAACUACCUUAACAAAGCCAUACAUAAACCUUUUCUUUACAUAUGUAUAGACCAAUGUAAAUUGCAUUACUCGCUUGUAACCUACUAUCCACCACGACACAUCUGUCCCUAAACCAUACUGAGAAAAUGGCAUUGCUCAUUAGCUAAAAUGCUGAUGUGAUGCGGCAUCUUGUAAAAAUGAAGCAUCUAAGAGCCUAAUGAACCUCAACUACUUAUCUUGCAUUAUCUGCAGGCUUAUUAUGUAAGCAGUUAACCUAUGCUGCAUCUUCCUCUUUUCCUUUCAGCCCAGUCACAUUAGAUAUAGCAAAUGAAAUCAUAAUGUAAAUAAACAAUAUUUAAUAUUUUAAAUUAUAAUUUUUAAGCUCUGAAAAUGAUGAAAUAUGUUUCACAUCCAAGAAGGUAUUAUGAUUUACUAGAGAAUAAAUAAAUAUAUAUAU